Messenger RNA from Myzus persicae (green peach aphid), 993 nucleotides. RefSeq names its product 52 kDa repressor of the inhibitor of the protein kinase-like. The transcript is spliced from 4 exons. The record is from RefSeq and is a predicted model, not a curated record. Bases 1 to 948 code for a protein of 315 amino acids. Lineage: Eukaryota; Metazoa; Arthropoda; Insecta; Hemiptera; Aphididae.
AUGAGUUUCAAAGAAAAAUUGAAAACCUUUUUGUCUGUUCCUCGUCAAUCAAGUGAAAGAUCUUGUUCAACCAUGAAGAGGUCUAUUGGUCAGAUUUGUAACACAGAUAUUAUAAUUGAUGACAAUAUGAAUCAAGAAUCUACUUGUGCAAAUAUUUUGUGUACUUAUGGACGUAUAUUAGACAAUAGUACUGAUAUUGGUGUGUAUGUGACAAAAAAAAAAUCAGAACUUUAUGUACUUAAAGAAAAGCUCUUGAGGAAAACAUGGACUCCAAAUUCUUUUACUGACUUAUUCAUUCAGAUAACAAAAGAUAAGAAGCGGCAUUUUCAUAAAUCUUGGUUGGGUGAAUUUAAACAAGAACUUCCGUAUAGAGGUCAUAAAGACUAUGGACGUUUAAGUUUAAAUGAACCUGAAAAUAAUGAUGGAAACUUUAGAGCAGUACUACGUUUUAGAGCACGAAGUGGAGAUGAUAUUCUCAAGUCGCAUAUCUUAAGUUCAAGCACUGAACAAAUGUAUACUAGUCCCUUGAUUCAAAAUGAGAUCAUAACAUUAAUUGGAUUGAAUCUACUACCUAUUCAAAAUUAUAUAAUUUAUAGAGUUAAAAAAUCUAUAUUUUUUACUGUUCUUGCUGACAAAACCUCAGAUGUGCAAGGUAUUGAACAGUUUUCUCUAUGUCUCCGGUAUGUGGAUGAUGAACCAAAUGAAGUUGGGGAAGACUUUCUAAAAUUUUUUCCUGUAACCGAUAUAUCUGGAAAAGGUUUAGCUGAUACAAUGAAAAAAGAACUCAUGUAUUUUGGACUUGAUUUGAAGAACCUAAGAGGGCAAGACUAUGAUGGAGCUGCGGCUAUGAGAGGUGCAUUUCAUGGAAUCCAGGCAUUAAUAUCAAAAGAAUAUCCAUCAGCUAUUCAUAAACACAUUGUCUGUCACAUUCUCUUAAUCUUGUGUUAAGCGACUCAUCAAAGCUUCAAACUAUAAGAAAUACCAUUGGAACAA